Messenger RNA from Aureobasidium vineae, 315 nucleotides. The record is from the annotation of a GenBank genome assembly. NCBI's taxonomy places the organism in Eukaryota, Fungi, Ascomycota, Dothideomycetes, Dothideales, Saccotheciaceae.
AUGUCACAGGAGAUCUCGCCGUCCAUAGAGGCCAUCGCUUUACUAGAGUCGCAUAUCAACUACUUCAUACAACUGCUUAGUCACGAACAUGAUGUCUACGAUGAGGCACCCUGGGUGACCGUCUUUGCGUUCAAAGCAGCUCUGAUAGGGUGGCAGCUAGUAUCGGCGGAGUGCUGGAAGCCCGCUGAGGUCAUUGGUUCUGUUGAUAAGUGGGACAUGCGUCAAUGGAUGAAUAAAGUGUUUGAGCGAAGGAAGAACUGGUGCAUUGGUCGACUGGUAACGAAUAGUUUGAAAGAGCUGGAUGAUGCGGCAUGA